AUGUCCGCGGCCUUCACGAGCGACCAGCCCCAGAGGGAGAUCAGCAGCCUUUCAGGCGACUGCGUGAUUCGCACUGUCGACGGCGGCGAGUUCAGGGCCCACCGCGGUUUCCUGUGCGCGCUGAGCCCCGUCUUUCAGGCGCUCUUCUCCGUCGAGUACGGGGGCCGCUGCGACGUCAUGCUCCAGAACGUCACGGCUUCCACGAUGGGCGCGUUGCUCGGUUUUUACUAUUCGAACAAGCUGGGUCUCAACGAAGACAACGUGACCGAGAUCCUGGCUACGGCAGAUAUGCUGCUCAUGGACCAGGUGCGCAAUCUCUGUCUGCACUACAUGCUGCGCAACAUGGACACCGAGAACUGCCUGGGCAUGGCCGCCUUGGCACAGUGGUACCACUUCCCCAACUUCAACCGAGCGGUGCUCAGCUUCGUGCGCGAGCACUUUGACCAGGUGUGGCGUACAAGCGACGAGUUCCGGGAUGUCUCCGAAGCGCUGCUCGUCGAACUGCUCUCUUCGAACGAGCUGAACGUGCGCGACGAGGUGGACCUGCUGCACGCCAUAGUGCGCUGGUCAUCGGCUAGAAAUUCAUCCGCUGCAGAGGCUGGUGCUGCUCUGUCGAGACUGCUGCAGUCAGUCCGGGUCGGCCUCUGCGAGUCAUUGGCGCUGGAACACUUCUGCCGCUUGCAUCCGACGCUGGCGUGCAGCCGGGCGUUCAGCGAGGUUGUGUGGGAACCACAGCAACAGGGCCCCUGCCUGUGCUCGCCGAGCCCACUGCUGCUGGUGCAGUACGCUGCCGGUCGCAGCUGCCCGGACGCGCCGGACGCGGCGCCUUCCUUCGACGGCUACGGCGACGGCAGCAACACCGACGUCGCUGCCGCCGCUGCGGCCAAAAGACGAGCAUCGUUCCCGCAGCUGGAGUGCGAGCGCUGCGGUGCAGCGCGGAACCCCGAGCGCUGGCUGCCACGCAUGCCAUACGAGAUGCUCUUCGUGGUGGGCGGCUGGAGCGAAGGCCGCGAGCGUGAUGCCGUCGAGACGUACGACCCCAGGGCUGAAAGGUGGCUCAUGAAUCACAUGCAGGGAUGUGAACCCAGGGCGUACCACGGCGUGGCAUUGGUGCAGAAUCGUUUAUACGUGGUGGGUGGCAUGCGAGAGACCGCGUACCUGCGCUCUUGCGACUCCUUCGACAUCAAGCACUUCACGUGGCAGAGCUGCUCGAGCAUGAACGUCUCUAGAGGCUACGUCUCCGUCGUGGCCCUGGAAGGUUACGUGUACGCCGUCGGAGGCCGCAAUGCUGCCGAACGCACAGCCUCCGUGGAGCGCUACGACCCGUGCUUCAACCAGUGGACCGUGGUGUCCGCCAUGAACAAGAGGCGAAGUGACGGAGCCGCUUGCGCCUUCAAAGGACGGAUAUACGUGAGUGGUGGCUUCGACGGUCAGAGGGUGCUGAACAGUGUGGAAAUGUACACGCCCAGCCGCGACACGUGGUGCCUGGUGCGGCAGCUGCCAAGUCCACGCUGCAGCCACCAGAUGGCUGUGCUCGGCGACCGGAUGUACGUCAUCGGUGGAUACGAUGGCCGCCGACGUUUAAGCACAGUGAUGUGCGGUGGAGAUGAGGGGGCGCUUUUUUGGCGCCAUGCGUCCCCCAUGAGAAUCGGUCGCAGCACCUUCGCCGCAGCUCUGUUCGACGGCGAGCUGUACGUCAUGGGUGGUUUCGACGGAAUGGGCACCACAGCGGAAGUGGAGCGCUACUCGCCGUCCUCUGACAGCUGGCGCCCCGUGGUGCCGCUCAACGAAGCGGUCUCGGCCGCGGCCGCCUGCGCAGUGAAGGGCCUCGCCGUCUCCAGGCGCCUCUCCGCCUGCGCCAAGCACUAG
Rhipicephalus sanguineus (brown dog tick) is the source of this 1869-nucleotide messenger RNA. RefSeq names its product kelch-like protein 10. Bases 1 to 1869 code for a protein of 622 amino acids. Gene Ontology annotation, molecular function: protein binding. NCBI's taxonomy places the organism in Eukaryota, Metazoa, Arthropoda, Arachnida, Ixodida, Ixodidae. The record is from RefSeq and is a predicted model, not a curated record. The transcript is spliced from 10 exons.